AUGCAUAUCUAUACAACAUGUGGUGUUUGGGAGUUUGGAGCAACCACGGGAUGGGUUUUUUCGGCUGAUGAGAAAGGGGCUAGGCUACUGUUAUUGGAAUCAAGUUCUACCUUAGAGGUUUUUAAGAGAAUGGUUUUGGAAGAUUUUGAUAUGGAAGAAGAUAGCUUACCCGAUUUGGAGUUGAGUUAUCUACCUAAUGAGUUGAUCAAUACAUCAACUUGUCCACCUGUGAUCAUUGCAAAUGAUCGACAGCUUCAGAAUUUUGUUGGUUUUGUUCAAAAGUGUGUUUCUACUCGAUUGUGUGUAACAUCUAAAGCCAAAGUUGAGAAUAUGAAUGAACCAGACUUUGAUCUUAACAAGUCGCCAGCUGAUUCAAGUACUGCUCAAGAGGAGGGAAACUCGGUUGAUAGGGGGAACAAACCAGCUCCUGUGUUUGUUGAGAGGCAGUGCGAGAAAAAGAAAGAAAAGAUUAGAAGAGUCGAAGUUGAUGAGGAUGCCUAUCAUGCCGAUACCAUGAUCUCGGCCAAAGAGGACAUACAUAAGAUGUCAAAGUUUUCUGUGCUCAAUGUUAUUAAGAAGGGACAAUUGUUUGAGAACAAAACUUUGUUGAAGGCGACUUUCGAGAUAUAUGCAAUGAAGCAUAACUUUCACUACGAGGUUAUCAAAACGGAUAGACAACUUUGGUACGUUAGAUGUGAGGAUAAUGCAUGCAAUUGGUGUGUUCGAGCAGAGUGUUUGAAGGAUUCUGAAUAUUUCAUUAUCAAAAAGUAUGUCGGUGAACAUACAUGCGCACCUUCAAACAAAACCAAACCGGGUAGGACUGCUUCGGCCAAAACUAUAGGCAGUCUGAUUAUGCAUAGGUAUGAAGGGGUUAAAGAUGGGCCGAAAUGCAAUGAUAUAAUACAGAUUAUGCUUAUGGAUCAUGGCUGUGAGAUCACGAAAUCUUUAGCAUGGGAUGCUCGUGAAUAUGCGGUUAAUGCUGUUAGAGGUAUACCAGAGAGAAGUUAUGGAAAAAUACCGAAAUACUUGCACAUGCUCAGAGAGGCUAAUCCGGGAACACAUUCAUCGUAUGAGAUUGACAGCAAAGGGAGAUUUCGGUACCUAUUUAUUGUAUUUGGGCAAUCGAUACGAGGAUUUAACAGAGUCAUAAGGAGGGUUAUUGUGGUUGAUGGCACUUUUCUGAAGAACAAAUACAAAGGAGUUCUAUUGGUUGCAACUGCUGUAGACGGAAAUUCUAAUUUGUAUCCUCUUGCAUUCGGAGUAGUCGACUCAGAGAAUGAAAAUUCUUGGGAAUGGUUUAUGAGACAACUAAAUAGUGUCAUUGCUGAUGAUCAUCAUUUGGCUUUCAUUUCGGACAGACAUGCGGCCAUUGCUAAGGCGCUUGAGACUGUGUAUCCAACAGCUAAACAUGGUAUUUGCAUUCAUCAUUUGUUGAAUAAUGUGGUAACAUAUUACCAUGGGAAAGGACUUGUUGGGUUGGUUUCAAAGGCGUCCAAGGUUUAUAGAGUUGCUGAGUUUGAAAAGAUAUUUGCUAAUGUGUGUAAUAUCAGUCCGACAAUUGGAAAAUACCUAAGGGAUGCUGAAGUCUAA
This is a messenger RNA of Brassica napus (rape), 1590 nucleotides long. RefSeq lists its product as uncharacterized. The record is from RefSeq and is a predicted model, not a curated record. The transcript has a single exon. Lineage: Eukaryota; Viridiplantae; Streptophyta; Magnoliopsida; Brassicales; Brassicaceae. The coding region runs from base 1 to 1590 and encodes 529 amino acids.